This is a messenger RNA of Oncorhynchus gorbuscha (pink salmon), 2996 nucleotides long. Its product is annotated as double-stranded RNA-specific editase 1-like. Gene Ontology annotation, cellular component: cytoplasm; nucleolus. The coding region runs from base 346 to 2580 and encodes 744 amino acids. NCBI's taxonomy places the organism in Eukaryota, Metazoa, Chordata, Actinopteri, Salmoniformes, Salmonidae. Gene Ontology annotation, molecular function: tRNA-specific adenosine deaminase activity; double-stranded RNA adenosine deaminase activity; double-stranded RNA binding. The record is from RefSeq and is a predicted model, not a curated record. The transcript has 10 exons. Gene Ontology annotation, biological process: RNA processing; adenosine to inosine editing.
AAGCUGCCUUCUGUGCUGGAGGAGAGGGAGAAGUGGAUAAUGAAAGACUGAGAGAGAGAAAUAUAGAACCAAAUCCAUGUGACGUUCUACAGUUAUCUGAGGAACAGCCUCUCCUUUGAGGGUAUGCCACUUCCCUUGACACACACACACACACUACAUGCUCCCCCUCCAACUAGGUAGAGGGAGACAGAAACCAAGAGAGAAAAGGAGUCCGAGAGAGGGAGAGUUGUGAGUGUUCCACCACAUGGCUGUGUGUGUUAAGAGUAAGCGCUAGCCAGUGUCUUGAGUGCCAGUAGUGAGUGUCUCCGGGACAGCAGAGCAGUGUGUUAGCCGGUGGCGGACAGCAUGGCCCUGUUCAGCACCGGGCCCCAGAGCCUGGGCUCCUACUACUGCCUCAUCCGCCGGAAGUUCAAGAGGAGGCGCAAGAAACGCUGCGAGCGUAAAGGUGGAGCCGGAGCUCGGCAGCCCCGGCAGAAGCUCUUCACCAUGGACGUGGAUGAAGAGGAGAACAUGAGUUCGAGCAGCACCGACGUAAAGGAAAACCGUAACCUGGACAACGUCUCCUCCAAAGAGGGGGAGGCUGUAGCUGAGCAGCUCCCCAACGGCAGUGGCGGGGGCAGCAGGAAGCGCCCCUUAGAGGAGGGAAACAAUGGCCACACGCACUCCAAGUUCCGGGCCAAGAAGCGUAAGAAAACGCCAGGCCCGGUUCUACCCAAGAAUGCCCUUAUGCAGCUGAAUGAAAUUAAGCCGGGGCUGCUGUAUAAGCUGCUAUCUCAAACGGGUCCGGUCCACGCUCCCGUGUUUGUCAUGACCGUCGAGGUCAAUGGGCAGCUGUUCGAGGGCUCAGGUCCCACCAAGAAGAAGGCCAAGCUGAAUGCAGCAGAGAAGGCACUGCGCUCCUUUGUCCAGUUCCCCAACGCCUCCGAAGCGCACCUGGCUAUGGGCCGGACACUGACAGUCAAUACAGACUUCACAUCCGACCAGGCCGACUUCCCAGACAUGCUCUUCAACGGGUUUGAGACGCCCGCACCGCCCGAGGACUCCUUUUACCUGGGCUCCAAUGGCAGCGGCUGCUUAAACUCGCUGGGAGAGUACUCCAUGCCUUCCACCCCAGGUGCUAACUUAGCACAGGCCCUGUUUCCCCCUCCCUCAUCCUUCACCUCGCCCUCGAGCGGCAAGAACCCUGUCAUGAUCCUCAAUGAGCUAAGGCCGGGCCUCAAGUAUGACUUUUUGUCCGAGAGCGGCGAGAGCCAUGCAAAGAACUUUGUCAUGCAGGUAUCGGUGGACUCACAGCAGUUCGAGGGCUCUGGCCGAAACAAGAAGCUGGCCAAGGCCCGUGCCGCCCAGGCAGCCCUCUCAGCCCUCUUCAACAUGCAGCUGGACCAGACGCCCUCCCGACAGCCCAUCCCCAGAGAGGGACUGCAGCUCCACCUACCCCAGGUCCUCGCCGACGCGGUCUCUCGCCUGGUUGUGGACAAGUUCAGCGAGCUGACGGACAACUUCACCUCCCCCCACGCGCGGCGGAAAGUCCUGGCAGGCGUCGUCAUGACAACAGGCACGGACGUGAAAGAGGCCCAGGUGAUCUGUGUCUCCACGGGCACCAAGUGCAUCAACGGCGAGUACAUGAGUGACCGCGGCUUGGCGCUCAACGACUGCCAUGCAGAGAUUAUCGCCCGCCGCUCGCUCAUCCGGUACCUCUACGCCCAGCUGGAGCACUUCCUAAGCAACAAGGAGGAGCAGCAGAAGUCCAUAUUCACGCGCUGUGACAAGCGUGGCUACCGGCUAAGGGACAACGUUCUGUUCCACCUCUACAUCAGCACCUCGCCCUGUGGAGACGCACGCAUCUUCUCACCGCAUGAGGCCGGCAUGGAAGACCAAGGAGACCGACACCCUAACCGGAAGGCGCGGGGCCAGCUGAGGACUAAAAUAGAGUCUGGGGAGGGGACCAUUCCCGUGAGGACCAGCAACACCAUCCAGACAUGGGACGGGGUGCUGCAGGGAGAAAGGCUGCUGACCAUGUCCUGCAGUGACAAGAUCGCAAGGUGGAACGUGGUGGGCAUCCAGGGCUCUCUGAUGAGCUACUUCACGGAGCCCAUCUACUUCUCCAGCAUCAUCUUGGGCAGCCUGUACCACGCCGACCACCUCUCCCGGGCUAUGUACCAGCGCAUAGCCGACAUCGAGGACCUGCCCCAACAGUUCAGCCUCAACAGGCCUCUACUGAGCGGCAUCAGCAACGCGGAGGCGAGGCAGCCGGGCAAGGCACCCAAUUUCAGCGUGAACUGGGCGGUGGGCGACCUGGCGCUGGAGGUCAUCAAUGCUACCACGGGGAAAGACGACAUGGGGCGCGCCUCGCGCCUCUGCAAGCACGCCCUCUACAGCCGCUGGGUUCGCCUGCAUUCCAAGCUGUCAUCCACACUGAGGAUCAAGGUGUCCAAGCCCAGCUCGUACCACGACGCCAAGCAGGCGGCGGUGGAGUACCACAACGCCAAGCAGACUCUCAUCAAGGUCUUCCACAAGUCGGGCCUGGGGGCCUGGGUGAAGAAGCCCAUCGAGCAGGACCAGUUCUCCCUCAACUCCUGAUUAGGGGGUUAGGGGAACCUCAUAACCCAACCCACUGCACCCCAACGCCCUCUCUAGGCCUGAGAAAGAGGCUCUUCAAAAUUACCAGCCACUGAGACUUUGUCUGCGUGCGUGUGUGUGUGUGUCUGCGUGCGUGUGUACCUCGUGCAUGCGUGUGUGUGUGUGUGUAUGUCUGUCUUGAGUGUUUGUGAGAAAUAACGCAUGUGGUUCUGGCCACCUCCCUCCAUCCCAAUCACUCUGCUCUCGUUCCUCAUGGCUGUGAUGUCAUCACUCUGUUCUUUUUUUUUUUUUUUUUCGAUGGUACUCGAUGUUCAAUCUGCCCUUCUAAUCACGAAGUCUUGCCAUUUUUAACUGGAAUCGUUUUUAGUCAUUGUUGUUUUAUUUGCAAGACUUUACAUGAAGUUGUCCAAACACCA